Sphenostylis stenocarpa is the source of this 969-nucleotide messenger RNA. Lineage: Eukaryota; Viridiplantae; Streptophyta; Magnoliopsida; Fabales; Fabaceae. The record is from the annotation of a GenBank genome assembly.
AUGGAUGCCUUUAAACGUUUGCCUAUGGCGAGGAGAGGAACUGGAUCUACGGGAAAGAGCAUAGAGCUUCUUGCUAACCAUUUUAGACUUGAUAUGGGGAGGAACAAAGGCUACUUCUUCCAUUAUGAUGUGUUUUUCCCCUUUCUUCUUUCCUUUUACCAUAUCUUUUGUGUUGCCUUGCGUAAUGAAGAUGGGAAAUCAGUUCAAGCCAAGGGCAUAGGGAGAAAAGUCCUAGAUGAGGUUUGGAGAACAUGUACUGAACUGGCAGAGUUUAGUUUUGCAUAUGACGGUGACCAAAGUUUAUUCACUCUUCAUCCUCUACCAUGUGAGAAGCAACAAUAUACUGUUGAGUUAAAGCAAACUUUAUCAAGGAGGGUUGGAAGCCCCGAUAAGCGUCUUAAUGGAGGAAAUAUAAAAAUUCACAAUUCGGAUAUCAACUACGAGACCACAAUUCCGUUGCGAGCUAUUGAGAAUACAAUGGAUGAUCAGGCUUCUGGAAACUCUUCGGAAGCACAUGAUGUUCCAAACAACAUUCAGAGACAGCAUGCUGCAACAAUACCACGAUCUCGGUUGAAAGUUAUCACUGUGGAUAUCAACUAUGUAGCCAAAAUUCCAUUGCAGGAAAUUGCAAAUGCAUUGAGUGGUCAGAAUUCUGGGAAGUUUCAAGAAGCACUGAGGGUUCUAAACAUGGUGCUAAGACAGCAUGAUGCAGAAAGGGGAUGCCUCUUUGUUCGCCAUUCCUUCUUUCAAAGCAAUGAGAUAAAUUGUAUGGAUAUUGGUGGUGGUGUGCUAGCCUGCGGUGGUUUCCGCUCGAGCUUUCGAUCCACACAACGAGGAUUAUCUCUCAACGUUGAUGUUUCGAAUACUAUGAUUGUAAAGCCUGGACCUGUGGUGGACUUCCUUCUCCAGAAUCAGAAUGUUGGGAACAUUAAAAACAUUAACUGGACAAAGGCAAAAAAGAUUGCUUAA